This is a messenger RNA of Bombus terrestris (buff-tailed bumblebee), 9386 nucleotides long. It is a transcript of the gene jumu, whose product is annotated as myb-like protein X. The transcript is spliced from 4 exons. The record is from RefSeq and is a predicted model, not a curated record. Gene Ontology annotation, molecular function: DNA-binding transcription factor activity, RNA polymerase II-specific; transcription cis-regulatory region binding. Gene Ontology annotation, biological process: regulation of transcription by RNA polymerase II. NCBI's taxonomy places the organism in Eukaryota, Metazoa, Arthropoda, Insecta, Hymenoptera, Apidae. The coding region runs from base 652 to 2391 and encodes 579 amino acids.
UGAUUUUCGCGUUUCCAGCAUAGAUUGUAAAAUAUUUUACAUUUAGGGAAUGAUAAAAAAUAUUAAGAUUUUUUUAAGUCGCACAUGAAAUUAAAACAUAUCGAAAUAUAACGAGCGUGAAUGAUUUUCUGUGCAUUGUUUGGAUUCGGCCAUUUUGAAGUGGGGAAGGUAAGGGAGAAGUCGUACAAUUGUUGCCAUUCUUAACGCGGAUACUGCAGUGUCUAUUGAUUGAUUGCCGAUUUAACGAAUAAUUAUUCGUAAAAAAUUAUUACAUUUAAUAGAGAUAAUAUUUCUGUAAAAAAAUAGAAAAGAAAAUUCCCUGGUGCGUAUCCCUUUGUCAGCCAUGUGCAUAAGUACAUCGUUUAAAAUGUCCUCGCAACCCGUAGUGAGCAGCCAAUAAGGAGAGGGCGGCAAAGCCACGUGACUGCGGCCGGCCAAUCGUCAGGACGAGAUUUGAAAUCGUGCGUGGUCUUUGUUCACGAGCCUCCCGUCAACGUUACUUCAGUUCCGUAAAGGGGGUCUUGUGUCGGUGUCCGUUUAUACAUGGUCGCUGCCAAAAAUCGCAUAAUUCUCUUGUAAAUAUAUGUGUGAAAGUGGUGCUUGCCCGCGAGGACGACGUGCUUUAAGGAUUGUCAAACACACGUCAGGUGAAUGUUGGAUACGGAGAGUAGACACGGUACUGGGCUGGUUCAGGGACCGACGAGGGACCCUUGGCUCACGAUGGAUUACUAUCUCGGUACGGACAGUCUAUCCUUGCAAGAGAUGCUCGAUGUCGACAUCAAAUGCGAGAUCGAAGGUGUUAUCGGUGGGCAUACAGAGCUAGGCUUCAAUUUUACCGACAUGUCCGGCUUAGAAAUGGACGACGAUCCCAUUGGAUGCCAGAACGACCUUAGUGGAUGGUUUGGUUCCACCAGUUUGCUCAAUGGCAACAGCAACAGUUCGAACAGUAAUUUUAAUCUCGAUCUCAGCGGAAGCGAUGCAGCCUCCAUUAUGGUGAAUCCCAACUCGGUAAUGCCUCACAUAGCAAUUCGAAGUCCCACCCCAAACAACGGUCGAAGGCACUUUUCGUUUUCAUCGAAAAAGGAUAUAAGAGAGAAGAUCGAUGUAGAGGAGGAGACGGAAAACGAGGGCAGCAGUUACACAGAAAACGAGAACGAAAACGAGAAUGAGAAUGAGAAUGAGAAUGAGAAUGAGAAUGAGAACGAGAACGAGAACGAGAACGAGAAUGACAACGAGAACGAACAGGAAAAUGAGAUUGAGAACGACACCGAGACGGAAGAACAAUACGAGAAUGAUAUCACGGAAACAGAAGAGGAUUCCGAGGACGAGCAGGAGAUCUCAAAGUCGGUGACACCUUCCAAGUCGAAAACAAUCGCUAUAUCCGUCGCUAGAACGACCUCUCCACAAUACCCAAAGGCACAAACCACACCAAAAAUGAACGGCAUGGCCGGUAUCAGGAUUCAGAACUUCAAGGUGUUACAGAGUCCCAACCAGACACAUCAGCACGUGCGUAAGCAGAUCUAUAACAAUAACGUACACAUCAACAAUUCAGGAGCCUCCUCUGUCUCGACGGUGAAAAGAGAAAAGGAAUUCGAUCUAUCAGACUACGACGACAAACCCUACCCUAAACCAGCUUACUCUUAUUCUUGCCUGAUAGCGAUGGCGUUAAAAAAUAGCCAGACGGGUUCUUUGCCAGUUUCAGAGAUCUACAAUUUUAUGUGCGAGCAUUUUCCGUACUUCAAAACUGCGCCCAACGGCUGGAAGAACUCAGUUAGGCACAAUUUAUCGUUAAACAAGUGUUUCGAAAAAAUUGAAAAACCUGCCGGAAAUGGAAACCAGAGAAAAGGUUGCUUAUGGGCUAUCAAUCCGGCCAAAGUGGCAAAAAUGGACGAAGAGGUACAGAAAUGGUCUAGGAAAGAUCCUUUAGCUAUCAAAAAAGCAAUGAUAUAUCCAGACCAUUUGGAAUUACUCGAAAGGGGUGAAAUGAAGUACGCAGGUAACGGUGACGUAUCUGAAGAAACGGAAAGUUCAGGUGACGAAGCAGUUGAAGAAAACACGACGUACGAGGAAUCUAUUCACGGUCAUAUAGCUGCAAACUCGGUAACAGAUAGUUACGAUGAGAGCAGCCAAGACUGUGAUGUAGAUAUUCAAGAGCAUCUUUAUGACGAAAUUGACAUCGAGGACAAUAAGGACGCGUUACAUAUGCAUUUAAAUAUUUCAAAGCAAGAACCGUUCGAGUAUGAGCUUAGUUCCAGUACGAAAAGGCAAAAGACAUUAACCGGUGCGAUACAAGGGAAUUACGUGUAUCAACCUGUGACUACUUCGCGAAGAAAAACACCUUUUUUUUUACGAGCCGGAACGGGAAGCAGUUCAUUUCUUAAAAUUGAUUAAGAUUAAGUUCAUCGUCGAAUUAUAAAUUACUAAUUUUAUGCGUAUCCAUCUAUCUAUCUAUAUAUACAUAUAUAUAUACAUGCAUAUAUUCUAUAUACUAAUGUAUGUAUAUACAUAUACAUAUAUGUACAUAAAUCGACAAGUACAACGCUUCAGGAAAAUAUUUGAUACGCAGGAAACAUUCCACUUCUAAACAACGUAAUUUAUUCUCUUUUUUCUUUACAUUCAUUUUCUUAAUGCGGUCGAUAAUCCUGCUAUUCUAUGCUACACAACAAAUUUUCAUUUACUUAUAAAACACGAAUUUGUAAGUAAAUGAAAAUAGAUUCCAACAGAAUAUUAGGAUUAUGCAGAGGACUUUUGUAUUAUAAUAAUGGCUACCAAGAGAAUUAUCGGAAAGCUCUAUGAUCUAAAGAAUUGAUUGUAUAAGUCAUACCUUUUUCUAUUUUUCUACAAAUACUUGAUUGCAUAUAUAAUCAUGCAAUAAUUACAAUUGUCAUUUUUCAGAUAAUUCUUCUUCCUAGUUUGGUGAUACGCGAGUCCUUUGACUCGUAGAAAUUCGUAGAAUAUAUAUAUCGCCGGUGAACAUAUAUGAGUUAAAUUUAUUUUAUUUAUAUCUUUUUAUCACAUUUGUAGAGUUUUAGAUGAAAAAUUAAUGAUAUUGUACCGUUGGUUUCUCAUACAAUUCCCAUUUAAUGGUAUAUUCACCUAUAUUGUUGAUUUAUUUUAUGUAAUUCCAUCUAAUUUGAUAGCGUUUUGUUCUUUGACUUCGAUGAAUCAUUUGAACAGAAGGAAUAUUUUUGUAUCAAAUAUUUUCUGUUGGCGGUCGUCGACUAUUUGACGAAUGUUAGAUUCACCACAUUCGUAAAUGUUGGUCCACAUUAUCUAAAUUUUUUUCUUUCUUCAAUUAACUUGUAAAAUAGAUAUGACAAAUAUACAUUUAGCUUUCUUUAGAAGGCAAUUUUUAUAUAUGAUCAAUUCGCGUAGUCAUGAUUGUUGCGAAACAAACAGAGACAAAGAUAAAGAGGAAAUAAGAAGAAAAAAUAUUCAUAAAGCGUUAGCUAAAAAUAUAGAUCGAUAAGUAUUUGGUCAAUGAGUGGCCAGACUGAUGUAUUAUACUUUUUUAUACAUUGCUGGACUAAGUAAUAAUUGUAAAUUUUUACGCGAUUGUAUACCUGACAAAUAUGAAGUUACUUAGAUUCGCAUAACCAGGUAGAGUACAAAGGUGAGACAGCUAUAGGAGGAUCUGAAUUUGUAAAAGUUUGUAGAAUAUGUAGAAACAGUUGGGAAUCGUAUACCUGAUUCAGUAUCUUAAGUUCCCGAUAAAAUCUCGUGUUUUCUCUUCUUUCAUUUCGUUCAUUGCUUCUUUAAUAUUUUUUUUUAUUUAAACAUAGCAUUGAAACGUUCCUUGAUAUUCAAUUUUAGGCCAGUGGAACUAGGUAACUUUCACGUCGAGCAUGUAAUUAUUUUUUUUAAGCAAUGACUAUAUGUAUAUUUUUUAGUCAUUCGUUUCGAGAGUAAAAGAAAAACGGAUCUACUUAAAUCUGCGCUUUUUUUCUUUCAUUGUACAAUUUAAGAUGCGAAACGUCUCAAUAUUGUUUUAAGUAUUGGGCGCAAAAAUCCGAAACUCGCUAUGAAAACACAUCGGAGAAAGUAAAAAGAGUGAAAUACAACGUAUAUCUAAAACGAUGUUUUUUCACACUUAAGGACAACCUGCAAAAUGUAAUCAGCAAAUUAUCUUGUUCCUAAUCAAAUUCGAACCUAGGUGAACGAAAUUGGCAACCAAUUCGAAUCACAUUUUCAUUCUUUUUUAUGUUUAUCUCAGGUGUGUUUCGCAAUGCAGAAAUUUGUUUUUAUAUUCUUACGCAUUUAUAAAAAAGCAACUCAAAAGCAAGUAGUGAAGUUGGAAAAUCUGAUUUAUAAAUCUUAUAUUGGAAUGUUCGAAGUAGAUUCAAUCGAAACUUGUAAAUAACGGCGAGCAUCGUCUUUUUACAAACUAGUUUUACACAAUUACAGUAGCUUCGCCUUGCGAAGACGUUGUAAGAUGUUACUUUAAGGUGUACAAAGGCUACUUUUUUUCUAUAAAAUAAAAAAAGAAGAAAAAAGAAAACGAAAAAAGAUUCGAGAUAUGGGACCAAUCGUACGUAUUUAGAGUUUACCUAAGUUUAUAUUUAACUUGUACGCAUUAUUUUUUCUGUUGACUGUUUGUGAAGAUUUUGUUGAACACACAUAUUUUUGUACAGUCGUUGUAAAUACUUUCCCUUUCAUUUCUAAUGUACGAUUAAUGAAUUUCGAUCGAACCACGUCAUUUAGAGAGACGAACAUUUUACGUAAAAAAGAGAUAACGAUUAUGUUGAAGUUUUUUAAUAAAUAAUGUGCGUAGAGAUUAACAUUAGAAUAUUUAAUGGAAAUUAUUUUCUUUCUUCAUAGACUUGAUACUUCAAGUCAAAAAAAAAACCUGUAGAAUUAUGUAUUUCGUCAUUUUAAUUGAUCGAUUAACUUUAGCAUCUAUUAACUUAGCGCACUGUCUGAUCUCGACAAACGGGUAAAUGUCACUCUUUAAAAAUAAAAUCUGACAUUAGAUAUUAUUUUUGGCUCGUGUACACCUUGAAGAAUGCCAUAAUAAUAAUGGAUGUAUUUUUUUAAUGCAUUUUCAGCGGUAGGUGCUGCGAGAAUCGAAUAAUAAAUACAAGUGUGUAUAAGUCACUUUUUUUAGGCUCUUUGUAAUUAAAAAACUUUGUACGAAUAGUGUAGCCGCCUUCGAGUUACUGAAUCCGCAUCUGAAAAACUUAGUGUUAUGUCGCGCAAGACAUCUGCAUUCCAUCCCGCGCUGCUUCGCAGCCAACGGUCCACGUACCGUCCUUCCGAUGCCCAAUAAAUCCAAGGACCCACCGUAAAAGUUUAACUUUUUAGCGCCAUUGUUUCAACACACGUUUUCAGUUCAUAUGUUUAUCUUGAAGGAUUUUCUAAUUCUAGAAAUGUUUUUGGUCUAUGGCCGGUUUUAGAAAAAUCCUUGGGUUUAUUAUGCGUUCUUAAGAAUUGCGGAGAAAGCGGGUGGUGACCUAACGCAAAAAGCGGAGAUUUAUUUAACGGGAAAUCCGGCUCGAAGGGCCAUGUAUUUUCGAGCUUUCGCGGAGAGACGCGGUCGCGUCAUCCCGUUACGAUUAUAAGAAUCGACACUACGAAUAGAUCGAUCCCCUUAUUUCUUGUAGAAUAAUAGGGGUGAUCGAUGUGGUAUAACACUGCGAUUAACAGGGUUAUAAAAUUUGUAUUUCCAACACUGAAGAGUUACAUCGUUACGUACAAUAUAAAUGACGUAGACGAUACUUAGAAAUACGACACUCCGAUAGAUGAACACUGAAUGUUCUUUCGUAAUAGAGCAAGGUCCUCGUGAUGUGACGGAAGUAACAACUGAACAGACUAAGUAUAGAUAUGUAGUGACUGAGAACAAGUUUAAUCUUAGUCGCGGUGAGUUCCGUUUGUACCGCUGUCAUUAGCUCUACUAGCAAUGGAAUGAUUAGAAAUGGUUGGGUGAGUUGAGACAUACCCAGCUUCAUCAUUAAAACCACUCUCUAUUAACCAUUGCAUUUGAAGAGGUGUUAACUUAUUUGCUGGCUUAAAACCAAGUAAAUUCGAAGUGGCAUUUCCAACAUUGGCAUCGUCAGGUCGAAUGUCUGGAGGUAACUGCCAGACAGGGUCUAAUCCUUCAUCGAUAGUAAAAGACAUGUCCGCAAUUAUUCUUAUGGCAUAAACAACCAAACAAGGAUAUGCGGCAUAUAGAUAAUGGGUGUGUUGAUUGAUCUUACGGAACCACCCAAUAGAAUCGUCUUCCUCAGAUUCAACAUAACUACGAGGCUUUGCUCGCAUUCGAACUUCUCUAUGAUUCAGUUUUGUAUUAUCCAAUCCAUCCAUAAAGUAACCGAUGAUGAUGGUACAUUAUAAUUACCAGCGUAAAUCACUCGCAUAAACGAAUCUUCUUCACUGGUUAUCGGUCUUCCUGGCAUGUCUAGAACUUUCAGCAAUCUCGCAUAACAGUUACAGCUAUAUAAUAGGCGAGCGCUGACACAGGAACUCUUCGUGAGAAAGAAUGAGAAAGAAAGAAUGAAUAAAGAAUUCUUUAAUUCUAAUCGCGUUCGUGGCCCAAGGCGCUAACAGGUGUACAAACCCAGACCUCCGCAUGUAGAGGGGGUUCGUUUACGGGUUUAGGUUUGGGUCGCAAAUGAGGCUUUGAGACUCAAGGCGCGCUCAUCCCUGUCGUCAUAACGAUCAGGGAUGGCGUCAUCAAACCGUCUGGGUUUGUACGCUUGUUCGGAUACCGUGAUAAUCAGAAGAGUUCAAAGGGGGAGAGGGUGUCAGGUCCACCGAAACCUCAGCACUUGUCCACUGUAGCAUCUACUCCUAAGAACGAUCCUUUGUAUCGUGAUGCAGUGAUGGCUGAACCUGGACGUGAAGCGAGACCAAUCGCGGCAGAAGUGCUAGUGUAUCCUGGUUUUCACUCAGUCGAUCAACUGAGUUCACAGGUACACAAAUCUGUGGCUGCUACGUACGCUAAGUAUCGUCUACGUCAUUUAUAUCAUACGUAACGGUGUAACUCUUCAGUGUAUUAAGUAUUGGAAAUACAAAUUUUAUAACCCUGUUAAUCAAUCAGCCCUAUUAUCUCACAAGAAAUAAGGGGGUUGAUUUAUUCGUGGUGUCUAUUCUUAUAAUCGUAACGGGAAUUUACGACUGCCGUUGACGCGUUUUCUCGCUACCGCGUCUCCCCGCGAAAGCUCGAAAAUACACUUAGUAUUAUGGAAAAAGUAUUCUCAUUGAUAUCAGCUAUAAGCUGAUAUACAGCGGCUCAUAGAAGUAUUCGUACAAUUGUCGAUAUCUUUUAUGAAAAUAUUACGUGUAUUAUGGGGAAUACUUUUAAAUUUCGUUAGUACUAUCAUGAUAUUCGACUAUCAUUAUCAUAUUGGUAAAAUUUGUAACUAUUUUGAAAAAAUAUAUCGAAGUUACAAGACAUUUAGUGCAAGUUUAUACAUAUUUUGAUCAAAAAAAUAUUUAAACAGGCAAUCAUCCAAAAUAUUAACGAAUUCUUAGUAUUCAAUAGAACUAUUUUGAACACUGAUUAUAUGCUUAAAGCGACUAUUCGUACUGUGUACUAAUUUUCUAGUAAAUAUAAGUUUGCAGUAAAUAUGUUGUAACUUGUAUAUGUACAUUUUUAGAUUGGAUUCAAGUUGCCAAUAUGAUCUUGGCAAUCGUGUCUCAUUAUAGUGGUAAUAAAAUAUUUAAAUGUCUCAUAUAACACGUGCAAUAUGCACAUAAAAAUUUUCUAUGAUAAGUACGCGAAUACUUUUGCGGGUCACUAUACUACGUUUUAAUCUUUUUAUACGACCAGAGCGUUCAACUUUUUUUCGAAUUAAACAUCCAGGAUUUCCGUUGUUUGUAUCAAUCGAAAUUCCAAACUUUUUAAAUGAGGACAUUUCAAAUUAGGUUGUAAGUUUUCAUUUAUUCUUUAGUCGAUUUUCAGUGUACGCGUAAAGUGUCUUUAGCACUGACAAAAAUACGCUGUUAUACAUUACGAAGGAAGGUGAGCAAACGGUACCCUUGUACAGUUUCCGGUACCUAAAAUUCUACUAAUGCAUCAUUUUAUAAGUCGUAACAUAUAAAAAUACGAUCAUUUGAUGAUGCCUCGAAAUGCAUUUAAUACAUUCCAUCUUGUUUUAGAAGUAAGUUAUAGUAUAUGUAAUUAGGAAUAUUUAUCAUGGAAUAUUUUUAUCAUAAUAUCUUAUCUUAAUUCGUCGCGUUUUAUUGUUAUUAAUUAACAAUUUGACUAAUAUUUCUUUUACAUACCGUGUAAGUAUCGACUUUCCUUUACAAAAUAACUUUUGAAUUCUUGCAUUUCAUGCAUUCAUUUCGAAUGCUAUAAUCAUUUAAAGUCAGAAGCUUCCAAUUCGCGUUUAAUGCAUCGUCACCUUCAUCUACAUUUUUCACAAUUUCUCAUUACACUUAUCAUAAAUGAUUGUACUUUUAUGACACCUUUGGACUCAUAGAAUGAUGCCUUAUUAGAAUUUCAAGUGCCAGAAGAAGUCUAGACGUACUUUUUGACCAUGCUCUUUAGUACUUGCAGUGUAGAAAUCGUGCUUCUACCCGUUUUUGAUUGUGAAAGAUAAUUUUUGUCGAAAUUUUUAUUCUACUGCCUUUCCCCUGUAAUCAAUAGCUAAUGUGAAAUGAAAAAUUACACUGCCAACUAGUGGUUAGAGCAUUGCAAAAUCUUUACCAUUGUUUCAUAGAUCUCUCCGCACCAUUGAUGAUAUUUAUAUAUGAUAAACUAGAGGUAUGAUUGAAGUAUCAAGUUUUUUUAUAUAUAACGUGAAAGUAUUAUAAUUCACCAGUUGAGUAACAAAUUCAUCAAAUUAAUCAAGUACUUUACUUUUAAAAUAACAUAUUCAUUAGAUGAAGGAGAAAAAUAAAACAAAGCUACUUUAAGCAGCUGGGAAAUAAUAAACCAAUUUUUUUAAUUAAGUAACGAGAUGAUUAUGUUGUACAUAAAUACAAAUAGCGUUCAUUGUGAUGAAUAUGUAUAUCAAUCCGAUUGAUUAACUGAAAAAUUACUUGUGCAGAACCUGCAUUCCAUUCGAAGAAACUAUUAACUCUUUAUUUUUUGUAAAAGAGAGUAGGGAAAGAUUUGGAAGAUUUCUUCUUAUUUUUCUAUAUAACAAAUCAUUAAAGUAAAACACAUGACAAGAUCAUUCAAUUUCAACAUUAUUCCAUCGAUAAAAGAUUAAACUCUAGUGAAUGAUUAUAUUUAUAAUUCAUAAUAAUAAAAAAAAAAAAUAAUAAUAAUAAUAAGAAAACGUACAAUAAAGAAGUAGUGUAGCUUUUGUACCUGUUUGUAAUAUUUCUAUACGAUAUUAUUAGUGUAUGUAACAUUCGUGUAGAUGCAGCAAAGUAAUUUGUAACAAUAAUGUAUAUGUGCAAUGAGAAGUUUCAAUAAUAAAACGUUGAGAAAUGUA